UCUGCAUAAGUCUUGGUCGCGAGGAAGCUCAGGGUUGCAGUAGUACAUCAGUCUUUUUUCUUUCCAUAAUAAAGAAGACCAUCAUCCAUCUUUUGUUUUUGUUUUUCUCUCCAAUUUCAGCUCAUUUCAGGCCAGUUGCAUGCAUUGUUCGUCUACCAAAAUGGUUUGCGAGACUAAAAUCGUUGCAGAAGAACACGAGGACAUAGCUGGGACCAAAAAAGAUUCAAUUAUAGUUUCCUCCGCGCAAAUGUGGACGUCUUCUUCGCCUUCUCCCUGUGCGUUCGAGAGUAAGGCUGAAAAACAGGACCAGGUUUUUAUUCGCGAGUUUGAACGUUCGGACCAUGAGGAGGUGCGCCGGAUCUUCACCGAGGGAAUCAUGGAGCGGAUACCCAAUUCGGCAUUUCGGGGUCUAAAACAGAAAACUAGAACCCAAUUUAUCUAUGCUUUACUCACAGUAAUGUGCUAUGUUAUGACCAAAUCCUACACACUGACCUUCUGCGCACCAUUUAUUCUAAUGAGUGCACGUUAUUACUACAGCAGAAAAGUCAUUCUCAACUACCUGGACUGUGCUCUGCUCACCGAUAUGGCAGACAUUGAGGGAUAUUACAUGAAACCCGCAGGCUCUUGUUUCUGGGUGGCAGUUCUGCAAGGCCAGGUUGUGGGCAUCGUGGCAGCGCAAGGCCGAGAAUAUGACAACACAGUGGAGCUCCGUCGCAUGUCAGUGGAUUCUCGCUUUCGUGGAAAAGGCAUCGCCAAGGCUCUGGGUCGACGUGUUCUAGAAUUUGCCAUGUUAAACAACUACUCGGCUGUGGUUCUGGGAACAACAGCAGUCAAGAUGGCCGCCCACAAGCUGUACGAGUCGUUGGGUUUCCGGCGAGUGGGAGACACUGAGGACUACACGCUACCAGGGAUGACCCGUUCACCGCUGGAGAGGCUCUUCUUCCAGAUUCGCUACAGCCGGUACCAACUGCAGCUUCAUGAAGAGUGAGAGACAGAGAGUUAACAUGAGUGCAGAAGAUAUAGUAUAAACGACAGUGCUUCUUCUACCUAUUUAUUUAUGUUUUGGCCUUUUUUUUGUGUCCUAUCUGUUCCUACAACCUUUAUUUUUAUUCAUCUUAAUUUUUAUUCUUAUUUUCAUGAUCAUUGUUUUUUUAGCAGAACAUUUCAUUCCUUUGACCACACUGGAUGUUUCUCCUCUUAUUCUUUCUUUUCAUGGUCAUCUUGCCCUGAAACACCAUGAACAAAUGAAUAGCCCUAAUGAUUUUAUCUUGAUUGGAUAUAAAUGUAAAUGUGUUCACAGUUUUAGAAAAUGCAUAAAUCGAGGCAGCUAAAUUCUGCCUCUGCCCUGUUUCUAAAGCAUUCUUAUAGGCUGAUCUACAGAGUAGCACAGACCACUAUCAUCACAGUUCAUGAUCCAGUGGACAUUGGAACUGGAGGGAAGGAGGUAGUAAAGUUUGAUCCACCUUUUCUGAUGCCACCUUCCUCCUGAGGAAGUACAUUUGAAACAUUCAAAAGCAGCAGUCUGGUGGAGUCUAACAGUCCAUCGAAUUAAAAUUUCUCUUCAAAAGCACAGAAUUUUUAACUGUGUCAAACUGAUGAACAAAAAGAGCUAGAAAUGUUAUUUAUAUCCCUAAGCACCACUUGAUUAAUAGGUUACGGUAACAACUUUGCAAUAUAAUCUUUGUUUUGUUGAGAAGGUUCCUAAUGCUGUACCACAAUAUCAACCAAGGUCAGAAAUCACUAGAAAACCAUGAAUACU
Molecule: messenger RNA, 1759 nt
Organism: Carassius carassius (crucian carp)
Lineage: Eukaryota; Metazoa; Chordata; Actinopteri; Cypriniformes; Cyprinidae
Product: N-acetylaspartate synthetase-like
Exons: 3
Coding region: 140-988 (282 amino acids)
Cellular component (GO): mitochondrial membrane
Molecular function (GO): L-aspartate N-acetyltransferase activity
Source: RefSeq, a predicted model, not a curated record